Ilex paraguariensis (yerba mate) is the source of this 803-nucleotide messenger RNA. The record is from the annotation of a GenBank genome assembly. NCBI's taxonomy places the organism in Eukaryota, Viridiplantae, Streptophyta, Magnoliopsida, Aquifoliales, Aquifoliaceae.
GCAGCACUCGGUACAUUUAGGGAGCCGAAAGAAGAGAGGGAGAGAGAAGGAGAGUAUCUGAAAAUGGCGAGCAGUCUCGCAAACAGAGCAGCUUCAAUGGAGAGAACGGCUAGCUUCUUUCGGCUCUCCUUCAAAUUUCUUAGAAAUUUCAGCGAUUCCACCACUACUCCUGCAACUUCGCCGGCGGUUGGGGAAGCCAAGAAGCCCAAGAGGAAGAAGAAGAAAAACCUAUUCGAGGUGGCUCAGUUUCUACCCAAUUGGGGCAUCGGAUACUUCAUGGCCAAGACUCACUGGAUCGGCGUAUCCUAUCAGAUCACCAAGAUUAAUCUCUAUAAGGAUGGUAGACACGGGAAGGCUUGGGGACUUGUUCAUAAGGAUGGUUUGCCAGCUGCAGAUGCUCCCAAGAAAAUAAGUGGAGUUCAUAAACGCUGUUGGAGAUACCUUGCAAACUCAAAGAAGCCAGAAGAGAUCACCCCAAAACCAGAGGUUCCAGCUGCUUGAUCUCAUUUUUCCUCUCAAAAUCUUCACUUAGUGGUUACCUAGCUGAUCUUACACAAUGUGCUUUGUUAGAGCAGUUGAGUUCAUGGAUUCCUUUGAUGCUGUUGUGUAAUAGGAAUCAAAUGACAUGUUACUUGAUUAAUGAGAUUUUCCAUUUAUGAGCAUGAAGGUUAGAUCUUUAACAUUACUCUUGCAUUUAGACCUCGAAAAACGUUUAGCACCCGUGUGUGGUUUCAUUGUUGAUGAUGUCUCUUAUGAUUAUAGCAAAAAAUAAAAAUAAAAAAAUUUGCAAGCCUUUUAACCCU